UAGCAGCAGCGUUGCUGGCAUAGGAAAGCUGAAAGUUUGUGUUAUUAAUAGGCAUUUAAGUGCGGGCCUUGGCCAACCUGUUAACCACCCGCCCAAGUCUUGGUAAAUACAGUAGUGUCUUUACUAUCGCAACUAAUCGAGCAGUCGUAGCAAACCACACAAUCGUCACUGUUGUGCUCAUGACUCAGGCGAGGCUGUGGACUGUAGUUCCGGGUGUGCUGAUGUGCUGCUCGCAGUGAAGCAAUAAACCCGUCAGCCAACCCGCUAACUAGUUAAUAAGGAUCGAGAGAGCAGACGCCUGAUCCUUUACAUAUUAGCUCCGUCUUAUUGAUUUUUUUAAAAGGUCCGAUUACCAUUUAUGCAUUUUAGUUGAAACAAGUUGAAACGAGGGUAGGAUGGCGGCUGCGCUGCUUUCGGAGACGGAGAUCAAACAGCGGUCUAUGGCAGAGGAGGAUCCGAAUGGGAAUGAACACGGAGCGGCCGCCCGCAGCACCGCGCCCCGCUGGGGACCGCUGCACGCCGGGGCCCGGCAGCUGGCCCAGCUCUACUCUCCGGGCAAGCGUAUGCAGGAGUGGAUCUGUGUGCUUCUCUGCCUCAGCCUCUUCAGCAUCAACUUCCUCUUCCUGCUGGUCAACUUCUCCACGGCGCACAUCUACAGAAUAAUCUUCGGCAUCUUUGCAGGGAUCGUAACGGCAGACUUUGCCUCUGGCAUGGUGCAUUGGGCGGCAGACACCUGGGGCUCUGUGGAUAUACCUGUCCUUGGCAAGGCAUUUAUCCGGCCGUUUCGGGAGCACCACAUUGACCCCACCGCCAUCACGCGUCACGACUUCAUCGAGACCAACGGAGACAACUGCAUGAUCACCAUCCUGCCACUGGCCCGCAUGGCGUACAAGUUCCUGUCCUGCACACCAGAAUCCCUUGCAGAGUCAUACCCGUGGGAGUGCUUUGUGUUCGCCUUGGCCGUCUUCGUCACCAUGACCAAUCAGAUCCAUAAGUGGUCUCACUCGUACUUUGGGCUGCCGCGCUGGGUGACCCUCCUGCAGGACUGCCAUCUGGUGCUGCCCCGAAAGCACCACCGCAUCCACCACGUGUCCCCCCACGAGACAUACUACUGUAUCACCACAGGAUGGUUGAACUAUCCUCUGGACUGCUUGGGUUUCUGGCGCCGGAUGGAGUGGCUGAUAGAGAGGAUCACCGGACAGAAACCUCGCAGCGACGACCUCAAGUGGACCAAGAAAACCCACUGAGGCCCCGCCCCACCCUGCU
Molecule: messenger RNA, 1266 nt
Organism: Megalops cyprinoides (Indo-Pacific tarpon)
Lineage: Eukaryota; Metazoa; Chordata; Actinopteri; Elopiformes; Megalopidae
Gene: peds1a
Exons: 6
Coding region: 396-1247 (283 amino acids)
Molecular function (GO): oxidoreductase activity
Source: RefSeq, a predicted model, not a curated record